Molecule: messenger RNA, 2823 nt
Organism: Chlorella variabilis
Lineage: Eukaryota; Viridiplantae; Chlorophyta; Trebouxiophyceae; Chlorellales; Chlorellaceae
Exons: 13
Coding region: 1-2823 (940 amino acids)
Biological process (GO): retrograde vesicle-mediated transport, Golgi to endoplasmic reticulum; endoplasmic reticulum to Golgi vesicle-mediated transport; regulation of ER to Golgi vesicle-mediated transport
Cellular component (GO): Dsl1/NZR complex
Source: RefSeq, a predicted model, not a curated record
AUGGCCCCAUCCCAGCCAGGCUCGGCCACGGCGGCAGCCGCGGCGGCAGCAGCGCGGACGCCGCAGCUAGCUAGUGGCGGCGGCGCCGGUGGCGGUCACUAUCGGGACCCUGAAGGCAGUAGCGGAGACCAAUAUGCCGAGCCAAACGGUGGCAGCAACCACGCUGGUGCGGCUGCAGACGGCGCCGGCCAUGGCUAUGCUGGCGCAGCAGCGGGGGGGUAUGGCGAAUGGGCCGGGCAGGGCCUGGAGGCGGUGCCGGCGACAGACGAUGCGUCAGCAACCGCCGCGUCAGCCGCUCAGGAUGGCGCAGAGGCCUACAACCCUGCAGACUAUCUGCAGCAGCUGGAGGCGCACCUGGCGGGCCUGCAGCAGCAGCGCAGCGGCCUGCAGCAGCAGCUGGCGCAGGCGGCGGCAGAUGCCUACCAGGCGAUGUCGCAGCGGCUGGGCACCGCCAGCACCGGCGUGCCGCUGCCGGCAGAGCCGGCGGCGCUGGUGGACGAGCUGGCGGUACUGCAGUCGGUACGGCAGUACCUGCAGUAUGUUCAGGAGCUGCAAGCCCUGAUUCGGCACGUGGAGAAGACGGCGCGCACGCUGCAGCAGCAGGUGCAGCAGGAUGGGGGCGCGGCGGCGCCUGGCAGCGCCUCGGGCACGGCAUUCCUGCAGGCCCUGUCUGAGGCUGUGGACAGCUUCAGCACAGCAAUGGGGUAUGCCAUCGCAGUGAAGCAGCUGGCAGACCAAGGCAAGGUGCCCACUGAGCGCCUGCAGCAGUAUGCGUCGGGCCUGCUGGGGCGGGUGGAUGCGGUGCAGCAGAGCCUGCGCAGCCUGCUCAGCGAAGGCAUCCAGCAGCGGCUGGCAGCUGCCCACUGGCCGCCGCCGCUCAGCGUCAGCGCGGAGGGCGCGGCAGCGGCACCGGCGGCAGACGAUGGGCGUGCGUGGCGUGGGUUUGCUGCGGGGGCAGGUGGACAGGCGGCUGUGGCCGAGCUGCAGCAGCUGCUCGUAAUGCUGCUGACGCUGCAGCGGGCGAGCCAGCAUGAGCAGUUUAGUCUGCUGACUGAAGCCGGCCAGGAGGGCCCGCUGCUGUGGCCAGCCGAGGAGCUGGCCGCGCCGUUGGCCCAGCGGCUGCGCCACCACUUUGCAAGCGGGCUGCCCACCGACCGCCCCGACCGUCCCGAGUGGCUGUUUGCCACCGCGCUCAAGGCGGCCCAGCAGUGCUCCCCGCUGGCGCAAGAGCUCCAGCCCUGCGUCGAGGCGCACGGCCUGCAGGCCUGGUACAGCCUGCCGCUGGAGGUGGCUCGGGCGGUGGAGGUGGUGGGCGUGAAUGCUGUGCUGGGCGAACACUUGCUGCCGCAGCUUGUCGAGGCUGGCGACCCGGCGCUCUGGCUGCACCUGGCUGACGAGGCGAUGCAGUUUGAGCGCAGGUUUGCGCCGGUGCGCGGCGCCAGCCUAGCGCUGCCUGUCGACGAGGAGUUCCUGUCUGCCGCCCACCCUGGCUCCACCAUCGAGCUGCUGUUCCAGCGCGGCGAGUGGCGGGAGGGGUGGCUGGGCGCGGAGCUGUGGGAUGCCUCCCGCCAGCUGGACGCCGCCUGCGACGCCUACUCCGCCUGGCAGCCCGCCGCGCAGCAGCUGCUGGCGGUGACGGGGCAGGAGGAGGACUUGGUGCCUGACACGCCCAGGAGCAGGGGCGGCGCCGCCGCCUCGCGCCGCGAGUUCUGGCCGCCUGUGUGCGCGGAGCAGGUGGCGUCGCUGGUGGGAGGCCUGGUGCGGCGCGGCGGCUGGGUGCACGGCCUGGACCACAAGCUGCGCUUCAUGCAGGCGGUGCCGCUUGCGGUACUACGCGCCUUCCGCGACCGCCUCUCCGGCCUGCUGCAGCAGGCGGAGCAGGGCAUGCUGGGGGACACCUGGCUGCCGCGCGUGGGCGCCGCCGUCAAUGCCGCGCACUACAUCGAGCACCACCUGCGGGAGCCGCAGGGCGUGCUGCUGCUGGCGGAGCUGCAAGACUCUGCUGCUGCUGCUGCUGCUGCUGCGGGCGCCACGGGCGCGGAGGACCCUGCCGGCGACGGCGGCAAGGCAGAGGGCGGGGCUGGCGGCGGCGCACGCAGCCUGACCACGCUGGUGGAGCGCGAGGCGGCAGCGUUUGCCACCCUGCGCAAGCAGUGGGCGUACAAGCUGGCCAAGCAGGCGGUGGACAGCUGGAACAAGCUGCUGGUGCCAUACAAGAAGGAUGCUGCCGCCUUCACCGCCGGCUUCGAGGAGGGCGUGCCUCCCGAGCAGGCGGCUGCCGCCGUGGCUGCCGUGGGCCCCGCGGCACCCUCCCCCGCCAUGCUGGUGGCCGCAGACAGCCUGCAGCAGCUGCUUCGGGCGCUGGCCGAGCAGCUAGAUGCCGUGGUGUUCAGGGAUGUGUGGCGGAGCGUGGCGCUUGCGGUCAACUAUGGGCUGUACAAUGAGGUGGCCACAGAGGCGCUCUUCUCGGCGCAGGCGAGUGCAGCCUGUGCUGGGCUGGGCGGCGCCGCCCAGCUGGACGCUGACCUGGCGGCUAUGGCCGCCAUCUUUGGUGCCUACACCGGCCGCCCCGCCGCGCACUUCAAGGAGAGCAAGGAGGCGGUGCGGCUGCUGACGAUGCCGCACGGCGCCGCGGUGCAGCUGCUGUCGGCGCUGGAGGCGCAACCGCGUGGCGCCAAGCAGCUGCUGGCGCCGCACGGCGUCAAGCAGCUGAACGCGGAGCAGGCAGCGGUGGUGCUGCUGCAGCGCCUGGAUGUGCUGACCAGCCGCACGGGCGGGAGUGCCGUGGCGGCAGCCGGCGGCGGCGCAGGCGGCGGUGUGUAG